CUAUAAAAUGGCACCGAAAAAUUUAGCAGUAUGAAUAGAAAUAACGUAUAUUUUUAAAUAACUGUAUGGCGUUACAACAUGAACUCUCAACCCCAUCGCUGUUGAAGCUACUUUCUUUCAUUUUUUGGGGUUGGACAUAUAUAUGGUGCACAGAAAAAGCACCAGAUCACCGCCCAGAAUGGCACUCCAGGGUAGUGACAUUACUCCAUGGUAGUGUUGCAACGAUUGUUGGCCUGUGGCAAUGUGGAAUGACUAAUAUCGAUCGAUGUAGACUCAAUACCAAAAUAACUCCAGCCAAUUAUGCUUUAAUGUUAUGGUCCUGGGGUUACUUCGCUUUCGAUUUAAUUUGGUGCAUUAUAUAUUGGAGUAAUAGCUACGUCAUACUUGGGCACCAUAUUAGCGCACUGAUAGCUGUAGGGAUUUAUAUGAACAAAACCUAUUCUGGGUGCACCUUCGCUUGUACCCUUGCGCUUAUGGAAAUCACAAAUCCUAUUCUUCAAACCAGAUGGUUGCUUCGUGAUUCUGGCUAUGGACACACAAAACUUUACUUUCUAGUGGAAUUAACAUAUCUCAUUAUGUUCCUAUCGCUACGAGGACCAUUAUGUACAUAUUUAAUUUACAAGAUUCUUCCUUCUGAUUACCUUGAUAUUGAUGAGAAACUUAUAUCUCUAGCACUGUAUGCGGUAUCCAUUGUUUUCAUAUAUGAAAUACUUGGUUAUGUUAUACACAAGUAUAAAAAUAAAAUUAAAGAAUUCAAGGGAUUCGCUAAUGAAAUUAUUGUAGCACUGGUGGAAAACUAAAUUUUUAAUAAAAUUAUUGCCAUAAAAUUUAGAUUUUGUUUUAAAAUAACCCUAU
This is a messenger RNA of Nymphalis io (European peacock), 855 nucleotides long. Its product is annotated as TLC domain-containing protein 5-like. Bases 66 to 800 code for a protein of 244 amino acids. The record is from RefSeq and is a predicted model, not a curated record. Gene Ontology annotation, cellular component: membrane. The transcript has 4 exons. Lineage: Eukaryota; Metazoa; Arthropoda; Insecta; Lepidoptera; Nymphalidae.